This is a messenger RNA of Panicum hallii, 1421 nucleotides long. Its product is annotated as transcription factor MYB8-like. Gene Ontology annotation, molecular function: sequence-specific DNA binding; DNA-binding transcription factor activity. Lineage: Eukaryota; Viridiplantae; Streptophyta; Magnoliopsida; Poales; Poaceae. The transcript is spliced from 3 exons. Gene Ontology annotation, biological process: regulation of DNA-templated transcription. Bases 165 to 1004 code for a protein of 279 amino acids. Gene Ontology annotation, cellular component: nucleus. The record is from RefSeq and is a predicted model, not a curated record.
GCGGGACAGGCAGAAUCCAAGCAAAGGGAAAGGCUUUGCCCUCCGGCCACCCGCUCGUGGAUAGCUACUGCUACGAGCUACCUGCCGCGGGCCUGCGCGCACAAAUAUCUCCAAGGGAACAGCGAGCUCUCCCGGCGAGCUGAGCUUUUGGUGUUGUGCCGCCAAUGGAGGGGGCGCCGCUGGGCUGGGGACGGCAGGAGGUGGACGGGUGGAGGAAGGGCCCGUGGACCAGCCAGGAGGACAAGCUCCUCGUCGAGCACGUCCGGCAGCGCGGCGAGGGGCGGUGGAACUCCGUCUCCAAGCUCACAGGUCUGAAGAGGAGUGGCAAGAGCUGCAGGCUGCGGUGGGUUAACUACCUGAGACCAGAUCUGAAGCGAGGCAAGAUCACGCCCCAGGAAGAGAGCAUCAUAGUCCAGCUCCACGCUUUGUGGGGAAACAGCAGGUGGUCCACGAUCGCACGCAGCCUGCCGGGCAGGACGGACAACGAGAUCAAGAACUACUGGAGGACGCACUUCAAGAAGGGGAAGCCGUCCAAGAACAUCGAGCGCGCGCGGGCGCGGUUCCUCAAGCAGCGGCAGGAGAUGCAGAGCCAGCAGCAGCAGCUGUUGCAGCUGGCCGGGCAGGUCGCCAAGGACCACGAGAAUCAGGAAGGCGGCGGCGCGCGCACCGGGACCACGGCCGACGACGAGGACCGUGGCAGCGCAGUCGUCGACGACGCGUGCGUGGCGCCGACGGUGGCAGCGGCCGAAGCAGCCGGCGGGCACCACCACGACGAGGACCUGAUCAUGCACGACGCCAUGGACUUCAUGUGCCCCAUGUCCUGCGCCCUCCUCCUCCACGGCGCCGUCCAUCAGGGCGGCGGCACCGGCAGCUGCUGCGGCUCCACGGCCAGCGACGAGUACGGGUCCGGCGAGGAGGACGGCGCCACGUGGGGCAGCCUGUGGAACCUCGACGGCGUGGUCGUCGACGACGCCGCCGCCGGAGCGUGCUGCACGCCCUGGUAGAGGAGAUCCGCUAACCCGGCUGCCGCAUGCCUUCUACCAGAGCUAGGUAGAGCUCCGAUCGUCGUGUAGCGGUGGUGUUGCUGGUGGGUAAGGACGGAGCAGCUGCUACCGUACGCCCACCACUUUGCAGCAGCGGCAGCUGCGCGCCGGCGCCUCAGCCGAUGACACGUAAAAGCGCCGGGCGCUUUCUUUAUGGGGAAACGUACACAGAAGAAGGCUUUUUUUUUUGUCUCUCGCUAUGUAUAGCUAGCAGCGAUCUAGCAAAGCGCUCUGAUCCGUACCUGAAAGACUAAGGGGACAUGAGGGUGACAAAUUACCCAAUUCGAUAUUGAUUAUUUGCAACCACGCAUCAUGCAUGCAGCACCGAGUGUAAAGUGUGUAUUACGUGUAACGAACAAUAUAUAUGAUCUUCGGUUA